AUGGCUAGCGAUGAUGAAAACUUUGACAAAUUUCUGGUGCAAGUCGGUGACGAUGGUAGGUUUCAGAACCGCUUCAAUCUCCUGUUCAACCUCGGCGCCAUCUGCUUCACGUCGAUGACGUACAUGAGCAUCAUCCUGGCCCUAAACAAACCACCUCACAACUGCCACGUGCCGGGCAUGGAGCGGUACAACAUCACCGACCUGGACCAGUGGAGGAACCUAACGUUGCCCAGGGAAGAAGACAAUCGGGGCCAGCUGGGAUACAGCAAGUGUCAGAUGUACAACGUCACCGAGGAGCACUUGGCUCGUCCCUACUCGGAGUGGAGCUUUCAAGAAAGCGACAUCAUCGACUGCGCCUAUGGUUACUACUAUGACCGGACGUACUACGACCGAACACCGAUCACGGAGUACGACUGGAUCUGCGACAAAGGUUUCCGGGAGACGAACAUUUUCGUGUACAACCGACUCGGCGAGCUGGUCGGAACUGUUAUCUUCGGACAUCUCGGUGACACCCUUGGCCGACGGUUCGUGUUCUAUGUGAGCGUGCUGAUUAUCACGGCCGGGCGGCUGGUGUGCAUGUACACCGCCGCCUACUACGCCGUUUUUGCCGUGGCGUCCGUCCUCGGUAGCAUGUCGGCGCACGCCAUCUUCCAGUCGCCUUUGAUCAUUGCCAUGGAAAUAUCGAAAAGCGAACGUCGAGGACACAUUUCGAUGGUCCAGUGCAUCGGCUGGACGUCCGGGCUGUGCAUCCUGCCGAUGGUGUUUUGGGCCACGAAGGACUGGUUCUGGGCGCUGAUGAUUGCCACCCUGCCGAUCCUGAUCUUCCUGCUCAUUCCCAGUUAUCUUAUUGAGUCCCCACGAUGGUUGGCCACCCGAGGAAACUACCGAGCUGCCAUGAAGGUGCUACGACGGAUUGCAACCGUCAACGGCAUCAAGGAGCUGACGUUCGACGAAGGCGUCCUCGAGAAGCAACUUUCGCACCAUAAAACGGAAACCAUCUACGGCAUCGCGUCCCUGUUCAACGGCUGGCGGAUGACGAAGAACACGCUGCUGGUUAUUCUCUGCUGGACAGUCUGCAGUGUUACCUACUUCACGCUGGUGCUGCUCAGCUCCCGGAUGGACGGUAACCCGUUCCUGAACUUCAUGUACCAGGCCCUGAUCGAGCUGCCGGCGGCGUACCUCUGCCAGAAGUCGGCCGAUCGGUUCGGCCGGCGGGCCACCAACGCCACCGCCUUCAUCUGCGCCACCGUCGCCUGCGCCAUCCUGGUGAUGAUCGUGCGCGAUCAGGCGAACGAGUCGGCCGCCACGAUGCUCACGACGUUCGUGAAGUUCUGCGUCAGCAUCACGUUCUUCGCCGUCAACCUGCAGUCGAUCGAGAUCUAUCCGACCUGCCUGCGGCAAACGGGUCUCGCCGUCGGCGCCAUCGCGGCCACCAGCUUCGGCAUCGUCGGCCCGUACUUGGUGCACCUCGGCACGGAGUACGACGUACGCUAUCCUUUCCUGGUGAUGGGCAUCUCGAUGGGGGUCGGCGUGCUGGCCGCGCUCUUCCUGCCCGAAACGCUGCACCAAUCGCUACCGAACACGAUCGCGGAGGCGCAGAACUUUGGCAAGGAUCAGCGGUUCUGGGCGCUUCCGAAGGCACCGAAGAAAGAGCACCGCGCUGCCGAAGCGGAAGAGGCCAUUCGGUUGAACGUACCGGAGCAGGAGAAGAAUUAGCUAGCGACGCAUGGGGGUAAAAUAAAACAUUCUUUCCA
Anopheles coustani is the source of this 1754-nucleotide messenger RNA. RefSeq names its product carcinine transporter. The transcript has 7 exons. Gene Ontology annotation, molecular function: transmembrane transporter activity. Gene Ontology annotation, cellular component: membrane. The record is from RefSeq and is a predicted model, not a curated record. The coding region runs from base 1 to 1716 and encodes 571 amino acids. Gene Ontology annotation, biological process: transmembrane transport. Lineage: Eukaryota; Metazoa; Arthropoda; Insecta; Diptera; Culicidae.